This is a messenger RNA of Kalmanozyma brasiliensis GHG001, 1752 nucleotides long. Its product is annotated as Protein kinase domain protein. The record is from RefSeq and is a predicted model, not a curated record. Gene Ontology annotation, cellular component: nucleus. The transcript has a single exon. Gene Ontology annotation, molecular function: cyclin-dependent protein serine/threonine kinase activity; ATP binding. Gene Ontology annotation, biological process: protein phosphorylation; regulation of mitotic cell cycle. NCBI's taxonomy places the organism in Eukaryota, Fungi, Basidiomycota, Ustilaginomycetes, Ustilaginales. Bases 1 to 1752 code for a protein of 583 amino acids.
AUGGCAGCGUCAGGCUCGAGGCGAGCUUCAACGACGGGGAUUGGGGAGGAGUCCGAGGCGAAGCGGCCAAAGCUCUCGGCUUCGGCGCACGAUGGGUCUCGCACUGGCUCGCUGAAUGACGAAUCCAAUACUUCGCCUUCCGGUGGUCAUAUUCUCUCCGAGCGUCACGGCACUGACGCACCCGAUGGCCCGGCGAAGGCAUCCCCACGAGCCGGCUCGGCCGCGCAACCGCCGAACGCGCACCAUGGCGCUGCGGACCCGCCUCCCCUCGAAGCAAGCCGGACAUCUGCAUCCCAGUCAUCAGCAUCGACGACGCCAGCCGUCGAAGCAGGUCCUUCUACAUCCGCAGCAGCCCCAGCACCAAUAGCAGCCCCAGCAGCGCCACCUCGCGCACCGGACCCGUUCAUCCCCGCCCCAGCCUGGUCCGCCCUCUCCCGCUCGGCCCAUCCCACCCUCACCCCCUCCCGCUCGAUCUACACCUACGAACGCCUCAACCACAUCCAAGAAGGCACCUACGGCGUGGUCUUUCGUGCCCGGCCGCGGGAUACCACUCCACCACCUGCCGUCUCGCGUUUGCGCCGGAUCGGCUACCCCGGGGUCACCGCUGGGGAAGUUGCGGUGAAAAAACUCAAGCUGGACAACGCAGGCGGGAGUGGGUUUCCCAUUACGGCCUUGCGCGAGAUUCAAACGCUCACGCUUACGCGAAGCUUACCCUCGGUGGUGCGACUGGAAGAAGUGUGUGUGGGCAAGACGCUGGAUCAGAUUUUCCUGAUUCUGCAGUUUAUGGAGCACGAUCUCAAGUCUUUGAUCUCCCUCAUGCAUCGGCGCGGGGUGGGAUGGAAAGGUAGCGAGGUGAAAUGUUUGCUCCAUCAGCUGUUGACGGGCGUCAAAGGUUUGCAUGCGGCUUGGGUGGUGCAUAGGGAUUUGAAAAGUUCCAACAUCCUCAUGGACAAUCGCGGGCGGUUGAGUAUUGGGGAUUUCGGUCUGGCGCGUAGGUUCGGUGACCCCAUCGAUGGGUGGAGAGACGUCCAACACCCACGAACCCAUCUAGCCACACCCACCAACGAGGGGAAUGGAGGGAUGACCGAUCUGGUAGUGACACUGUGGUAUCGUGCACCGGAACUGCUUUUGCUCCAUCAAACGUUGGAACGCCCACGAUCAGCCGACUCCCCACCACGCAGCAUGCCGCUGUACGACGAGAAGAUCGAUAUCUGGUCCGUAGGAUGCAUCUUUGCCGAGUUGCUUUUGACCCAUCAGUCGGGAGGAGGACUGUUUCAGGGCAAGAACGAGGCGGAUCAGUUGCGAAAGAUCGAACGCGUACUCGGCGCACCUAACGCUACAAUUUGGCCCGAAUUGCCGCUGUGGCGUGGGGCCUCGCAGGUCGCUCCCACGCCCUCCCCUACAGCGGUCGCAGACGAGGAGCGGAGGGUCAAACGUAGGUUAGAGCAAGCAUUCCACCCAACGCCACUCACAGAGGGAGCCCUGGAUCUGCUCUUCAGACUCCUCCAUUGGGAUCCGAAACAGAGACCCAGCGCAGAGGCCGCAUUGCAGCACGCAUAUUUCAAAGAGGCACCCAAGAUGGCCCACCCAGAUUCGUUCGGUAGCUUCCCCAGCGCUGCCAAGGGCGAAAGCGUCGAGGUGGACACGCCUAGCGCACCCAAUGUACACGCACAGAGGGCUAGGGACGGGGACAGAGCGGACAAGGGAAAUGCGGGAAAGGCCUACCAGAUGGAAUUCGAUUUCACCGCUUAG